Sciurus carolinensis (gray squirrel) is the source of this 9676-nucleotide messenger RNA. It is a transcript of the gene Atp9a, whose product is annotated as ATPase phospholipid transporting 9A (putative). Gene Ontology annotation, biological process: phospholipid translocation; endocytosis; retrograde vesicle-mediated transport, Golgi to endoplasmic reticulum. Gene Ontology annotation, molecular function: magnesium ion binding; ATPase-coupled intramembrane lipid carrier activity; ATP hydrolysis activity. NCBI's taxonomy places the organism in Eukaryota, Metazoa, Chordata, Mammalia, Rodentia, Sciuridae. Gene Ontology annotation, cellular component: endosome; plasma membrane; trans-Golgi network. The record is from RefSeq and is a predicted model, not a curated record. The coding region runs from base 86 to 3448 and encodes 1120 amino acids. The transcript has 28 exons.
UGCCGCGGCGGCGCGGACACGGCCCGGCCGCCCCCCGUGGCAGUCGCGGCGCCGAGCAAGCGGGCGCAGCGCGGAGCUCGGGCCCAUGGUGCGCCCGUGUCCGUCGGUCGGGCCGCGCGGGCGGCUCCGCGCGUGGCCCGGCGCUCGCGACCUCGCCCCUUCGCUGCGGGCCCGGCCCGCCCGCUGCCGCCGCCUCCUCCCCCGGGGCGGCGCGGCGCCGGCGGGCGGCGGCGCGGAGGCCGGACCGGGCGGCGGCCCAGGCGGCGCGGGGGGCGCGGCGGCCAAGGCGGGCGGCGCCGCCGACAUGACGGACAACAUCCCGCUGCAGCCGGUGCGCCAGAAGAAGCGGAUGGACAGCAGGCCCCGCGCCGGGUGCUGCGAGUGGCUGAGAUGCUGUGGUGGAGGAGAGCCCAGGCCGCGCACUGUCUGGCUGGGACACCCCGAGAAGAGAGACCAGCGAUAUCCUCGAAAUGUUAUCAACAAUCAGAAGUACAAUUUCUUCACCUUUCUUCCUGGGGUGCUGUUCAACCAGUUCAAGUACUUCUUCAACCUCUACUUCUUACUCCUCGCCUGCUCCCAGUUUGUUUCUGAAAUGAGGCUUGGCGCCCUGUACACCUACUGGGUCCCCCUGGGCUUCGUGCUGGCUGUCACGGUCAUCCGAGAGGCGGUGGAGGAGAUCCGAUGCUAUGUGCGGGACAAGGAGGUCAACUCACAGGUCUACAGCCGGCUCACGGCAAGAGGGACGAUGAAGGUGAAGAGUUCCAGCAUCCAAGUGGGAGAUCUCAUCAUUGUUGAAAAGAACCAGCGGGUCCCUGCUGACAUGAUCUUCCUGAGGACAUCAGAAAAAAAUGGGUCUUGCUUCUUACGGACGGAUCAGCUGGAUGGGGAGACGGACUGGAAGCUGCGGCUGCCCGUGGCCUGCACGCAGAGGCUCCCCACGGCCGCUGAUCUUCUCCAGAUUCGCUCCUACGUGUAUGCAGAAGAGCCAAGCAUCGAUAUUCACAACUUCGCGGGAACUUUUACCAGAGAAGACAGUGACCCGUCCAUCAGCGAGAGCCUGAGCAUCGAGAACACGCUGUGGGCUGGCACCGUCGUCGCGUCAGGCACGGUUGUGGGUGUUGUCCUCUACACCGGCAGGGAGCUGCGGAGCGUCAUGAACACCUCAAACCCGCGCAGCAAGAUCGGCCUCUUUGACCUGGAGGUGAACUGCCUCACCAAGAUCCUCUUUGGCGCCUUGGUGGUGGUCUCCCUGGUCAUGGUGGCCCUGCAGCACUUCGCCGGCCGUUGGUACCUGCAGAUAAUCCGCUUCCUCCUCCUGUUUUCCAACAUCAUUCCCAUCAGCUUGCGUGUGAACCUGGACAUGGGCAAGAUCGUGUACAGCUGGGUGAUUCGACGGGAUUCGAAAAUCCCUGGGACAGUGGUGCGUUCCAGCACGAUCCCCGAGCAGCUGGGCAGGAUCUCCUACCUACUCACAGACAAGACAGGAACUCUUACCCAGAAUGAGAUGGUUUUCAAGCGGCUCCACCUGGGAACGGUGGCCUAUGGCCUAGACUCCAUGGACGAAGUGCAAAGCCACAUAUUCAGUAUUUACACCCAGCAGUCACAGGAGCCACCAGCUCAGAAGGGCCCCACGGUCACCACCAAGGUCCGGCGGACCAUGAGCAGCCGCGUGCACGAAGCCGUGAAGGCCAUCGCGCUCUGCCACAACGUGACUCCCGUGUACGAGUCCAACGGCGUGACCGACCAGGCGGAGGCUGAGAAGCAGUACGAGGACUCCUGCCGCGUGUACCAGGCGUCCAGCCCAGAUGAGGUGGCCCUGGUCCAGUGGACGGAGAGCGUGGGCUUAACGCUGGUGGGCCGAGACCAGUCUUCCGUGCAACUGAGGACCCCUGGCGACCAGAUCCUGAACUUCACCAUCUUGCAGAUCUUCCCGUUCACCUACGAGAGCAAGCGCAUGGGCAUCAUCGUGAGGGAUGAGUCAACGGGAGAGAUCACGUUCUACAUGAAGGGAGCGGACGUGGUCAUGGCGGGCAUCGUGCAGUACAACGACUGGCUGGAGGAGGAGUGUGGCAACAUGGCCCGGGAGGGCCUGCGGGUGCUGGUGGUGGCCAAGAAGUCCCUAGCGGAGGAGCAAUAUCAAGACUUUGAGGCCCGCUACGUCCAGGCCAAGCUGAGUGUGCAUGACCGCUCCCUCAAAGUGGCCACGGUGAUCGAGAGCCUGGAGAUGGAGAUGGAGCUGCUGUGCUUGACCGGCGUGGAGGACCAGCUGCAGGCGGACGUGCGGCCCACGCUGGAGACGCUGCGGAACGCGGGCAUCAAGGUGUGGAUGCUGACAGGGGACAAGCUGGAGACCGCCACGUGCACAGCCAAGAACGCACAUCUGGUGACCAGAAACCAGGACAUCCACGUCUUCCGGCUGGUGACUAACCGCGGGGAGGCCCACCUUGAGCUGAACGCCUUCCGCAGGAAACACGACUGUGCCCUGGUCAUCUCUGGAGACUCCCUGGAGGUUUGUCUCAAGUACUACGAGUACGAGUUCAUGGAGCUGGCCUGCCAGUGCCCAGCCGUGGUCUGCUGCCGCUGCGCCCCCACCCAGAAGGCCCAGAUCGUGCGCCUGCUCCAGGAGCGCACUGGGAAGCUCACCUGUGCAGUAGGGGACGGCGGCAACGACGUCAGCAUGAUUCAGGAGUCGGACUGUGGCGUGGGCGUGGAGGGGAAGGAAGGAAAGCAGGCUUCGCUGGCUGCAGACUUCUCCAUCACUCAGUUUAAGCAUCUCGGCCGGUUGCUCAUGGUGCACGGCCGCAACAGCUACAAACGAUCAGCCGCCCUCAGCCAGUUCGUCAUCCACAGGAGCCUCUGUAUCAGUACCAUGCAGGCGGUCUUCUCCUCCGUGUUCUACUUUGCCUCCGUCCCUCUCUACCAAGGAUUCCUCAUCAUCGGGUACUCCACCAUCUACACCAUGUUCCCCGUCUUUUCUCUGGUCCUGGACAAGGACGUCAAGUCCGAGGUCGCCAUGCUGUACCCCGAGCUCUACAAGGACCUCCUCAAGGGACGGCCGCUGUCCUACAAGACCUUCUUAAUAUGGGUUCUGAUUAGCAUCUACCAAGGGAGCACCAUCAUGUACGGGGCGCUGCUGCUCUUCGAGUCGGAGUUCGUGCACAUCGUGGCCAUUUCCUUCACGUCGCUGAUCCUCACCGAGCUGCUCAUGGUGGCACUGACCAUCCAGACCUGGCACUGGCUCAUGACGGUGGCCGAGCUGCUCAGCCUGGCCUGCUACAUCGCCUCGCUGGUGUUCCUACACGAGUUCAUCGACGUGUACUUCAUUGCCACCUUGUCGUUCCUCUGGAAAGUCUCUGUCAUCACUCUGGUCAGCUGUCUCCCCCUCUACGUCCUCAAGUACCUGCGAAGACGGUUCUCUCCUCCCAGCUACUCGAAGCUCACGUCGUAGGCCGAGGGCUCGGUGGAGGGGCCCCCCGGCCUCUGGGCUUGCCUGGUGGACAGAGUUGGGGUUCCAUUUGUAUCACCCGCCACCUGUGGAUUUUGCAGUCAUUGCUAACCUGUGCAGUUCUGGUGUGGCCAGGCUCUGUGCUCGACCGCGUCCCGACACUGAAGAAGCAGGAGGGAGGGUCCGAGGUCCCCCGUGUGCCUGUCGGAACCUGUGGCCCUGCCGGAGUGAGUGUGGACACACAGCAGCCUGGUGGCUCUGCAGAGAGGCUUCUGCGGGCCGCCGUGCAAGCUCCUUAUGACUUGAAUUUCGUUGUCAUGUGAUAAAGCUUCUGUCUCAUCGAAGGUUGUAGAAGGCUUUUUUUUUUUUUUUUAAACAGUCCUAUCAUGUGUACUUUUAAGUCUUUCUCAUCUUAAAAAGCAGUUUCAGGAAAAUCUCAAGCUCUUAGUGUGGGUUUGCAAGAAAAAGACAGUGACAUUUGGUGAAAGUUAUUUAAACACUGAUUGCAUUUGGAAAGGCUUCCUGUCCUCCGAGGGCCAUCCUGCCUUGGAGCAUCACGGAAAGUCACGGAGGGGAGAAGGGAGAGGGACCCGAAAUCCAGUAGUCAUCCUGGAUCUGACUCAAUGGCCGGGCCUCCAGUUAAUUUCACCUGCCACCUCGUAAAAGAGUUCCAGAGGUGUGAUCCUGCUUCGUUAGGAGCCGGUGACAAUUACCAAGCCAGUGGCCAUCUGAGGACACCCCCUGACAUUUUGAGCAGAGUUGUUUUAGCAGGAAACGUGCCACUGAACAGCCCCUAAGUGUGUCGACAGUGUGAUAAGGCUCGGCUAAUUCUUUAGACAGCGCGGCAGAUGUGACUCAGAUCCUCCGAGUCCGGAGCGGAAAGGUCAGGGCACGGGGCGCUUCUCUGCGGCAACCUGUUUCCUGUUAGGAGGAAUUAUUGAGGCCGAACUGACUGAGCGAGGCAUCUCGCCGUGGCAGCCGUCAGAGGCGGGAGCCCGGUGGGCAGAGGCCCAGGCUUGGGGAUCUGGAAUCAGUUCCCUGCCUGCAGAUUUCCAGGGGAACGUGCUGAAAGGCAGCCAGUAGUCAAGGCUGCUUCCCCGACGGACCGCACGCGGGUGUGUUUCUUAUAAAGCAGCGGCUGCUGCCUCUGAGGAACGGGAGUUUGCGAGCGUUCCACGUGGCAGGGAGAGCAGGGCGUCUUGGGCUUGGGAGUCGCUGAGUACAGAGCCACGUGUGCGCACCCAGGGCAUUAAGUCAGGGGGUCCUCGGGCCGAGUGCGGUCUCCAUCUUGGAUUUGCGAUGACUUCUUUAUGAGCACAAAUGCUGCAGAGCUUUAGUGCCACACCGCCUGUGCUUCAGAGGUGUAGGUCACAGCAUGCCUGCUGAGGCCUGCCACCUACCCAAGGGAACCUGCCUCUGAGAGUCGAGGACAGGAGGACCUGAGCUUUAGCGUGCUCUUGACAAGCCCUGGUGUUUUGUGUUGCCCUUUUAAAACUCCUGAGAGAGGCCGUGAGUUGCAGGUUAUUGGCACCACUUCUGCUUGUUCUGAGUCUGUAGUUUUGCAGUAUUUCCCUCUCCAGGUGGCCGCUUCUCCCAGGGAUAAGGUCUUUCAGAAAAGAUGUCGCACGUUGUGUGAGCGGUUGCUCAGGAGUAGGAGCUUCGUCCAGAAACAGAGGUUUGAGCAGGUUCACUUGCUCUCAGUGCUUAUGUGUGGUUGCAGAGUCGGGGGGAGGAGCUGGGCGAGGGUCACACACCUGUAAUCCCAGUGACUCUGGAGGCUGAGGCAGAGGGAUCGCAAGUUUGAGGUCAUCCUGGGCAACUUAGACCCUGUCUCACAAAAGUACAAAGGGCUGGGGGCGUAGCUCUGUGGUGGAGUGCUUGCUCGGCAUGUGCGAGGCCAUGGGUCCAUCUGUGGAGGAGGAGAGGGUCACGUGGUGGUUUUGAGCCUGUUUUCUCACAAGUCAGCCUGUAGAACGGGGAAUCGUCACUCUGGUGGGUUCGAGGCCUGAGCCAGCGUUGCUCACAGAGGCAGGCGGCGGCUCCUGAAGGUCGGUCAUGUGGAACCCUUGCUAGAGGGUUGUAGCUGUUUCCUGCAGACAGAGGGAACAAAGCUGGUCUCUUUGGGCUUUUCCUUCAUUCCUGAUUUCUAGUGAGUGAAUGCCUGAUGUCCCUGGAAGGAAGGAGGCUUCGGAGUGGCUCGGAGGCCAUGCUGGAAGGCGAGGGUGCCGGGCAGGGGCCUCUAGGAACCUCCUCCUUCUGUUGUCUCUGCCACGCUUAGGUAGGGGCAGUUUGGGGCAAGAAGGUCCGAAACCCCUGUAGAAGCUGCCAUGUUGUGGGACCAUCCCUCAGGAGGGCAGCCUAUUGAUGCCACCCACCAGGGUCCCUGCGCAUCUGGGGAUGUGCACAGUGGGCAUCCCAGGAGACACAAGGGCAGGGUGUCCUGCCAGUGGAGAGCACACAGCCCGACUGCGGGAGUCACACAGAGUCCCAGCAGAGCCUGGAGUUUCCUCAGUGGUGGGGAAGCAGAAGAAACAAGAAGCAAGGAAUCCUUGAACUGUUUUGCAAGAAAACCUCCUGAAUCUGUCAGCCUUGAACACAGGAUGCCGUUGACCUUUCUCGUGGUUCAUCGACCUGGCAGGAAUCUCUCUACAGCACCACUGACACCCUUGUCUGGGACUUGAGUCUCCAGCAACCCAUUUAACUUGGGGUCUGAGGGCCUUAGGGCACACCGCCACCAUCUGAACACUCCCCUAAAGCGGAAGUCAGCUCCCUGCGCCUCGGAAGGCAGGAGUCCCUGCCCGCUGAGAGUGGCCGCUGUCAUUUUGUUAUCUUUGGACCUUUUGGUGACGGUCAACAGUGGCGUGGGCAGGACUGGUUUGGUUUCUCUUUUCCCGCCCUCCCUUCCUCUGCGGCUGACAGUUUUGAUCCUGACGUUGACAGCAUGUUGCGCACGUGGAUUGCCAUGGCGCUAGGAGAGGGGAUGCCAGCGUGGGCUGCUUGGAGGACAUGCGGGGAGCAUCUGAAGGUCGGAGGAACACCAGCCUCCGGCCUCCCCCGCAGCAUGAUCACCCGCCAGGCUCGCUCCCCGUGUGUGGAACCCAUUUGGUGGCAGUAAUCUUAAGUACCAUGGUCUCUUUACCAGUAGAUCUCCUCGGUUUAUUCUCUGCUGAAAAUCUAGGUUGUACCGACAGUACUUCCUAAUGUAUCUGAAUUUUGUGCCCACUGGAAAUUGACAUGUUGAUGCCUUCUUUCCCUGCAGACUUUUUUGUUUUUAUACUCGGUCUUAUUUUUACCGGGGUGGGCGGGGCAUGCAUACAUACCUUCAGGGCCGCAUUUUAAACUUUGGCCAAAACUUCAUAUAUGAGCUCUGCACACUCUUCGGCUCCAUUCUGUUGAAAGCAAACACCUGUCAGCCGUUAUUCUCUUGAACCUAUCUGUGUGUUGGAAAUCGUGUGUGUGUGUGUGUGUGUGUGUGUCUAUGAUGUCAUCUCAAGUUUUUUGAAGACCGUUUGGUUUUUAUUGCAUUGAAACUCCAUCACUCCCAGCUCUGUUCUCGUUUUAAAAACAUACAAGGAGCUUUGUAAAUACAACCCAUGUGGUUUCUCCUUCCUUUUAAUGUAAAGCUUUUUGUUGUUUAUGUAUACUUGAAAUAUUUUCAUUAAUUAUGUUCAUUUCUCCUUGGAAAAUGAUGGACUGUGUAUCGGAAUGAACCCGAGUGGCCGCGCAUGGGCCUCGCUGUCCCGCCUGGAGCUCAGAGCGUCCUCUCCGCUGCAGCAGCUCCUCCGUCCUGUCCCGCCUGGUCUGAGCUGAAUAGCGCCGGCCAGUGUCGGGGAAUGUCGUGUUUGGGCUAAGGUGGGGUGUGGCACUUGCCAGUGGGAUCGUGGUCCUCGGAUCUCUCUAUUGUCACGGGGUUAAUGCAGCCGUGUCCAGGUUGCGGUCCCCUCCCUGGGUCUCUGCCCGCAGCCCUCACCAGGACGGCGUCUGGCCUGGAGGGCAAGCCCUGGUGCCGCGUGCUGUGUUUAGCAGGAGUGUCCAGCUGAUUCACAUUCCCGACUGAUGGCACCGUGCGAUCCUCCGUGUUUCCGAGAGAUUCCACUUCAUUGUUGGCCAGUGUGGCCCGUUGCUGUUGCCCAAUAAAGCUUGUGUACUUUCUGCCUUUGGGGAUCAUUGUACUUUGUAUGGAAUCAUGUAUUCUGGUGAUGGAAUAAGAACUUUUUGUACAAGCUCCUAUUGGGCGCUAUCUCGUGGUACACUAACAGGACAAGAACUUCUUCCCGGUUAAAUUUCAAUUUCAGAAAAAAAAAAGAACCCAGAUCACCCAGAUCAAUGUCUGUUAUUACCCUAGUCCUUUCCAGACAUGUCAGAAAUUCAAAGUGGUUGAUUCCAAAUGGGAAAAGUGAAAAACAUAAAGUCGUAUGGUAAUCUCUCUCACACACACACACACACACACACACACACACACACACGGCUCGAUGACUGCAAAGUCUUUUUUAUUUUUUAAAUCAAGGGAUGGAGGAUUUAGGAAUGUGAUCACUCACUUUUUAGGCAAAGGAGGUUCAGAAGCUGGUGUGUAAGGAGGAGGAGGACCGUGAUUUGUUAACUUGACCCAGCGACCUCAGCCAGGAGUGAUUUUUGUCACUCACAUGAAAGCCAAAGUCACUGGAGUUUGUUGGGAGGGGGUAGGGUGUGACUGGCAACAGGUGGGUGGGGGUCCCGGGUACUGGCGGAUGCCUUCCAAAGCACAGGGCACCUCUAUGUCAGACUUACCCACCCACAGUGUCCACAGUGCUGAGGUCGAGGACCCUCAUUUCCUGGCGUAUCAAUUUGACCAUCUGUCUUCAUUUGUAAGGGGGCCCAGUGGUGUAAACACCGCUGGGGAAGCAAAUUCCGCAUCCCGGUGGCCAAGUGCUGUCAUGGGGUAGGCAGCUCUUGUCUCAUGGGCUCCUUCCAAAGGGCCAUUCUGCGUUGAUGGAUUAGAACGCGAAUCGCAAGUUGCCCAUUUCCGCCCGCAGUGGCUGCGCUCCCCGAGGUGGACACGUGCGCGGUCAUCGCGAUCGGCGGCCCGGCCUUGGCCCACAGUGAAAUUCCAUCCCCGGGGCUGCGCUGCGCGUCGAGGCCGCCAGGGGGCCCCCGAGGCUCAGGAGAGCUCGGGUCCCCGCUGCAGCCGGCCGCCGCUGCCGGUGGUUUCGGAAUUGAUUUCAUGGCCAUCGGCCCCGUUAAAAACAGACAUUUCUUUGCAUGUUGUUGACCAGAAUAUUUUGCUGGACUUGGUCUAAAAAAAAAAAAAAAUGUGUUGGGCGGGUGAGCGAUGAAUAUGUAUUGGCUCCUGGAUAUUUGCAUUUUGAAUAAUUGGCAGCUGGGCUCCUGGCUCAGGGGAACAAGGGUUGGAGACCAAAUGUUCCAGCACCCGGCGAAGGAGAGCUGUGUUUGUUAUGAAACUCCUCGGGAUGACACGGAGCCCUGCGGUGUUUGCGAGGCGGCCUGGACAUGAUGGAUUUGCUCACCUCAAAAUAGGCCUGCGGGCUGCGGACGCUCCAGAGGUCGGGGGACAGUCCGGAUUCCCUCGGGCGCGCUCACUUCCCACCCGACACGGGUUACAUAACCUGCCUCGCAGUCGCCGGCCGGAGGGAGGUGAAGUCAAUCAUGAAACUGGAAAUAGCCCCGCCAGACUCGGGGAACACCAUGCAUGAGGUCUCUCUCUGAUCCCCCCUCUUUAUUUUUUCACCCAAACAUUGCAUAAUGUUACAAAAGUCAACUCUUUCCGUGGGAUUUGAUUUCAUCCUCCUUGUGGCUGUGGUCGGAGGGGUAACCGGAGCCCUGGGGGCUGGCGGAUUUUUGAAGGAUCACGCAGUCCCGGCUCAGUUUUCAUCCAGAGCCGGAGCCGAGAAAGACCGUCUGAUACUGGGCUUCUCCGCCUGCCGCAGCGGCCGUGGGCGAGCCAUCUGCGCCCAGCGCCUUCCCCGGGCUGCCUGCUUCAGGAUGCCAGGACAAAGCCUCCCUCCGCUUUCUGCUGAGGCUCUGACUCCGAUAUGGUUUCCCCCUAUAUUUUGGGGUAACUGAGUCACACAUGAAGUCACUGGCCCCAUGACCUAUGCUUGGUGACAAGCCAGGUCUCUUUUUUCUUAGAAUUCAGCCUUCAGGUUCUGUUUGCUUCUCCUAGGAACUUGCUGUUCUAAGCCUCUGUGGUUCAUUUUCAAGAGAUUUAAGAGAAAUAAACUUUUUCUUUUAUUA